Rhinichthys klamathensis goyatoka is the source of this 1703-nucleotide messenger RNA. It is a transcript of the gene ephx1, whose product is annotated as epoxide hydrolase 1, microsomal (xenobiotic). Gene Ontology annotation, biological process: epoxide metabolic process. The record is from RefSeq and is a predicted model, not a curated record. Gene Ontology annotation, molecular function: epoxide hydrolase activity. Bases 98 to 1468 code for a protein of 456 amino acids. NCBI's taxonomy places the organism in Eukaryota, Metazoa, Chordata, Actinopteri, Cypriniformes, Leuciscidae. The transcript has 9 exons.
ACUACAUUUCCCAUAGUGCAUUGUGCUUAUGCUACUGCGUCUUGGUGCCGUGCUAAACGGUCACACAGCAACUUUGCUACAUUGAGGCCCUUAAACCAUGUACAUAGAGUUGGCAGUGGCAUUGGGGCUCGGAGCAGUGAUUGCUCUGGUAUUCCUGAAGAAGAGAAAGAAUGUCCUGAAAGCUCAGGAUGGGUGGUGGGGUGUGGGAGCUUGUCCCCAAGGACCUGAGGACGAUAGUAUCCGCCCGUUUAAAGUUGAGACAACUCCAGAAGAGAUUGAGGAUUUGCACCGCAGGCUGGAUCAGACCCGCUCCUUUCCUUCUCUUGAAGAUAGUCAGUUUAACUAUGGCUUCAACUCCAAAUACCUUGAUAAGGUUGUGUCUUAUUGGAGGAAUGAUUUUAGUUGGAGCAAACAAGUGGAUAAACUGAACAAAUAUCCUCAUUUCAAAACCAAAAUCGAAGGUAUUGAUAUUCACUAUGUUCACGUGAAACCGAAGAACCUGCCAGAGGGAACCCGCGCUGUACCUCUGAUGAUGGUCCAUGGAUGGCCAGGCUCCUUCUAUGAGUUUUAUGGUAUCAUCCCCCUGCUUACGGAGCCAGUCAGCCCUGAUGACAUAGCCUUCGAAGUCAUCUGUCCCUCAAUACCUGGUUAUGGUUUCUCAGAGGCCCCACAUAAGAAAGGGUUCGACUCUGUAUGUGCAGCGCACAUAUUUAAUAAACUGAUGAAGCGUCUUGGUUUUAACCAGUACUACGUUCAGGGAGGAGACUGGGGUUGGCUUAUUACCACUAAUAUGACCCAGCUGGAGCCCAAUGCUGUGAAAGGCCUCCACGUUAACUUUGCUCCACCUGCAAAACCAGGCCUUCUCAUGGUGUUGUCUAUACUUUUUGGUCGACGAUUCCCCAAACUCUUUGGCUUCAAUGAACAUGAUGUGAAACGCAUUUUCCCUUGUAUGGAAAAGCUUGUAGUGAAUGCCAUGAAGGAGACUGGAUACAUGCACAUACAAUCCACUAAACCUGACACUGCAGGCCGUGGAUUGAAUGAUUCUCCUGUUGGUUUGGCUGCCUACAUUUUGGAGAAAUUUUCAACCUGGACUGAUCCUGAAUUUAAGAAACUUGAGGAUGGUGGACUGGAGAGGAAGUUUUCUCUUGAUGAUCUACUGACGAAUGUGAUGAUCUACUGGACCUCUAGGUGCAUUAUAUCCUCCAUGCGCUUCUACAAAGAGAACUUUGGCAAAGGCUUAGACCAGCCCCAUGCAAAGCUUCCAGUUUACGUUCCAACUGGUGUGGCCUCUUUCCCCAAUGAGUUGAUGCACACCCCUAAAUUGUGGGUGACACAGAAAUACCGUAGGCUCAAGACUUACACUCCCAUGGCCCGUGGGGGCCAUUUUGCUGCUAUGGAGGAGCCGCAGUUACUGGCAGAGGAUGUUCAGAACUUUGUCAAGAUUGUAGAGAAGAGAAAGAGGAAAUGAGUAAUUCCAUGUCAUCUUAUUCAUAUCCAUGGGACUCUCAUAAAUGCAUCUAAACAGUGAUGACCAUGAAGUAAAAAAACAACCCUUAUACCACAACAAUCUGCUAAUCAACACUAUUAUGAACAAAUGCAUUACAUUUAUUUUUAGGUACGGUAAUAGCGCUGUUUAAUGCUAGUAACAUACUAAGGAAUGUGCCUUUGUUUAAUUGUAAUUAAAUAAUUCUAUAUUGACAGGA